Messenger RNA from Daphnia pulicaria, 2087 nucleotides. RefSeq lists its product as uncharacterized. The transcript has 7 exons. Bases 93 to 1028 code for a protein of 311 amino acids. The record is from RefSeq and is a predicted model, not a curated record. NCBI's taxonomy places the organism in Eukaryota, Metazoa, Arthropoda, Branchiopoda, Diplostraca, Daphniidae.
UCUGGUUGCUAAGUUUCGACUCUGUCUGAUUUCGUUAAUAUCUGCAAGUGACAUUUAAUUUCUAAGCUGCUUAUUUUAAAUACUAACUUUAAAUGAGUGAUUCAUCAAUGUCGGUUCAGGUCUAUGAAGACAAUGGAAGAUUUGCAUUAAUUGAUGCCCAAAUGCCAGACCACAAUGGCGUUUUUGUGACAUAUACUCUUGUUGUUCCUGAUUUCUGGUUGAUGGCCGUCGACAACCAAAAUGGUAACAAAGAAACGUAUUGUGCCUACAAAAACUGCAAAGAUGUCAAUGUGGCAGUCAAAGGUAGAGAAGUACCUCGCAGAGAUUGGCCAACCUAUGUAGCAGUUGUUCGCAAGAUCUUUGAAAACUUCAAUUCUGCUAGACAGCAACUAGCCUUGGCUGUUGAACAAACUGACUUGUCGACAGAAGAAGCUGCUGAAGAAGGGAGAGGAAAAAGAUCUAAAAGACCACCUGCUAGGUAUGGUCAGACAUCGAUGGAAGAAUCUAUUCAGGAUUCAAGUAACGAGGAGGAAGAUGCAUCUUAUGUGUUGGCAAGUUGCCCUUCGUUUCCCAACACCACUAGGGGAUUCUAUACAUCAACCCAAAAUCCAUCGAGUGUUUUCACACAAGAUUCUUCUCAGUCUUCAAAUCUUCAAUGUCACAUUAAUGAUACUGAACAGGCUGCAGUUGAUGCUGUUACACGUAGAUUUGUUAUUUGCCAACAAGGUUCUGACAGCCCGGAACUUGGAUCUGCACCUGUUGGUGUUGGAGAAGAUUCACAGCGUGACAGUCAACUGAUCAACAGUCCAACUCUGAGCGAUAGCAGUGACAAUGAACCAAUUCCCAAUCCAGGGCCUGUUAGUAGACGACUAUUACCAGCAGUUGCCAAACGACCACCUUUCCCAUCUACUACCAAUCAACCUGCUACUACAGGUGUUGUAAGUCGACCAUCGACUUCCGCGAAUGCCAAUCAACGUUUCUCUUCGGGUGUUUCUACAACACCUUUAUCAGCUAACAACCGUCAGUGAUUUGUCAUCCCAGAUGUUAAUAGAAGACCUCCAUUACUUGCUAGACCACCUACAUCAGAUGGCAUUGAAGAUGAGGCUUUGGGGGAAAAUAGACCCGUUUUGUUGGCAAUUGAAGAGCGUCCAGUUCGACAUGCAAGAAUUAAUGGAAUUGAAAACAUCGACCCUAUUAGGAUUUACAAGGGAAUUUUUAAGUUAACCAUUGAGGUUAACGAACUCAAAGAUCUGAUAACUGUUCUUACUAAAAUAUGCCUUAGCAAAGCCGACUGUCAUACCGAAGGAAGCGAAACUUUGGACGAGAUCCCUAUUUAUUCAGUAGAAAGCUUUAAAGCUUUUGAAAUAAAAUUGAAGGAUUCAGCAGACAAGUAUUCCAGUUUGGUUAAAUUCAUCAAAUUUCUUGGCGGAAAUUCUGAAGGCGAUGCCGUGCAGAGAUCUUGGGAGAAGUUGACGACGAUUGAUUGCAGGGCUCAAUGCAAUUUCAAUGGUGUAAGGCGUGGACUAAAUCAGAAACAUCCUCUGAAAGGGUCUGUGAUUACUGCUGCGCUUUUUGCCGGAAUCAGAGCAAAUAGCCAAUUUGCAAACUGUACCGACGCAACUUUAGAGCAUGAAACCAUUCGUUGUUUUGUAAGGGCUCCUGAGGCGGUUCGACGACGUGAUUUGGCUGCAGCAGCUGUUCCCGUAGAAGCGGACGAUGCAGAAAGACGUCCUCAGCAACAAUAGAUUUUCCUCAUCUGCUAUCGCAUUCACGAUUCGUGUUCUUACUUGUGGUUGAGCGGUACUGUUUUCCCUUAUCUUUUCUCCCUUCUUUACACAGUUCAUUCUGUUUCUUAAGAAACAGAGUGAGGUUAUAUGUGAACAAUUUUUCAAACAUAUAACCUUACUAAAUACUGAUUCGUUCAUUUAACUUUAAAUGAACAUGUUAACCAAGAUAUUAUUCAGAUACUUGAUUCAUUGAUGGGCUUUGUGCUGUGUUACCUUUCAUGUUCUCUUUGUGUGUUGUGUGACCCAUGCGUAACCUAAUUGGUUUUAUUGGGGUUUCAUAAAUAAACGAUUUAUACGGAA